This is a messenger RNA of Cygnus atratus (black swan), 654 nucleotides long. Its product is annotated as cytosolic beta-glucosidase-like. Gene Ontology annotation, biological process: carbohydrate metabolic process. The record is from RefSeq and is a predicted model, not a curated record. Gene Ontology annotation, molecular function: hydrolase activity, hydrolyzing O-glycosyl compounds. NCBI's taxonomy places the organism in Eukaryota, Metazoa, Chordata, Aves, Anseriformes, Anatidae.
AUGGCUAAAACGUCCUUUCUCAUCCACUACAGCAUGGACAGGCCAAUUGUUUUGCUGGUGCUAGAGGAUAUUGCUUUUCCAGCUGGAUUUGCUUGGGGUGCAGCUACAGAGGCAUAUCAAAUUGAAGAAGGCUGGAAUGCAGAUGGAAAGGGCCCUAAUGUCUGGGACACAUUCACCCAUCAGGGAGGAGAUCGAGUUUUCAAGAACCAGACUGGUGAUGUAGCUUGUGGCAGCUACACUCUGUGGGAGGAAGAUUUGAAAUGUAUCAAACAGCUUGGAUUGACUCAUUAUCGCUUUUCUCUUUCCUGGUCACGUCUGUUACCUGAUGGGACGACAGGUUUCAUCAACCAGAAAGGCAAUUUCAAUUACAUCAACAAAAUCAUUAAUAACUUGGCAAAUGGCAUCUGCUUACUGUAUCACUUUGACUUACCUCAGUCUUUAGAAGAAAGGGGCUGGAGAUCUGAAAAGAUCAUUGAGACUUUUGAUAUUCAUGCAAAAUAUUGCUGCAGAGCAUUUGAAGACUGAGUGAAUCUGUGGAUGACUGUUAAUAAGCCUUAUGUUGUUGGUGUAGAUGGUUGUGAAAAGGGCAUAGCCCCAGCUACAACAAAACCUGGCACCAGAGCUUACAUGGCAGCUAUCCUUUACCCUAGAUAG